AUGGAAUCUCUCUUGAGAAACCUUAAAGAACGCGUCACAUGUCCGAUUUGUUUGGAUACCUACACCGAACCCAAGACAAUCACCUGUCUCCACACAUUUUGCUGCGAAUGCUUGAAGAGACACGCUCUGACAACUCAGCGAGAAGGAAAGUUUCGCUGCCCCGAGUGCCAGGCACAAGUUGGCGUCCCUGAACGCUUCGAUCAAUUACCGACCGGUUUUCUGCAGAAUAGUCUGUUAGGACUUCUCGCUGUUCAACAAAGUGGCGAUGGAAGUGAGAUCAGUUGUGGCAACUGUAGAAAAAAGAGUGUUGAGACAAGUUUCUGUUUCGACUGCGGAAAGUUCUUUUGCCCUGACUGUAUGAAUGCACAUGAACUACUCGGAAACACUGCUUUUGAAGGCCACAAAGUGAGACGAACCAAGCACUUUCAAGUUGAAGACUACGAAGCUUUAUUAAAACGUCAAUCGUUUUGCUCUCAACAGUAUCACGAGCGAGAGGUAACGAGGUUUUUUUGCCUCGAGUGUCAAACUUGCGUCUGUCAGGUUUGCGUGGUCACGGAUCACAGGAAUCAUGCUGUGGAUCCACUUGACAAAGCAGCUGAUCACGAAAAAGCUAAAAUUGUGGCAGGAACCGAGCUGAUGAAAGAAAAGCGAAAAAUUUGCGGUGACGUGUUCCGUGAAAUUGAGCAAACAAUUCGCAGUCUGGAUACUAACAUUUCCAUCGCCAAACGAGAAAUUUCCCAAGCAGUCGAGUUAAUCAUCGCGAAGACUCGAGAACGCGAGCGUGAGGCUCUUGAGACUCUCGAGAACAUGCGCACGUCAAAAACCGAGAAAUUGAAUACUGUGAAAACACAACUGCAGUCGCUGGGCAAGCAAAUCAACCAAGCAAUCGAGUUUGCAGAAAAUCUGGUUCAAAGAAGCUCAAGUUCAGAUAUCUUGCAAAGCAAGGAGUCGUUGGAAAGGCGAUUUGAAAAUCUUAGCCGCGAGAGCCCGAUUCCAACGCUUCCGGUUUCUUCAUUUGUGAAGUUUCUCUCCACUUUUGAACACGAAAAUGUGACCCUCGGUUUUACAGCAACCACUGAACCAGUCGUAGAAGGGUUAGAACAAGAGUUCCAAGCUGGUGUUGAAACAGCAUUAUUCGUUUAUCCAAAACUGACAAGAGAAGCAGGGCACAUUUCCCUUGAUGUUGACAUAAAACCCACCAACAAUAUUGCAAGUUUCCUGGUUUCUGAAAAAGAAGAGGGGACUUUCCAGGUCAGGUUCACACCUAAGGUGCCUGGAAGUUACAGCAUUCAAUUAGCUGUAAACAUUGGCACUCUCAGCCUGAAGACUUUCACUAGGAAUGUUCUAGUCAGGGAACGGCGACUUGAAGUUGUUGGAGAGUUGGAUUUGAAUGGAGAACUUCUUGCCCAUCCAAGAGGGAUUGCUGUGAACAGCGAAGGGCUGAUCGCUGUUACUGACUGCGAUGGUGAUUGUAUCUGGAUAUUCAAUAAGGAAGGAAAUUACCUACGAAAAAUUGGAGAUAAUAUUGAAUCAAUUGCCUUUCCAUCUGGCAUAACGUUUAUCAAUGACAGUGAGAUCCUAGUAACAGAGGAGUUAAAUUGUUCCAUUGAGCAGUUUAAUGUACACACUGGAAAGAAAGUGAAAUCUUUUGGCAGGAGAGGAGAAAAAGUGGGUGAGUUCCAAAAUCCAAUGGGUGUUUGUAUGGAUAGUCAAGGACGUAUUAUCAUAUCUGAUUUCAACAACAACAGAAUACAGGUUUUUACAAAAGAGUAUGAACCAUUAUUUAGAUUUGGGGCAGAAGGAGAUGGUCCACGAUCCCUCGAUGGUCCCUCUGCAUGUGUUUUUAGCCAAAAUACAUUCAUUGUUACUGAACCUCGGAACCACUGCUUAAAAAUCUUUGAUGGUACAGGGAACUUUCUUGGUAAGAUUGGAGACAAAGGUGAAGGUGACGGGCAGCUGAAUUGGCCCAGGGAUUUGUGCAUUGAAAAAAGUGGCAAUCAUAACAACAUUCUUGUGUGUGACUGCGAAAAUAAAAGGAUUGUACAAUUUACAGUGGAAGGUUCAUACACUGGAAAAACUGUCACCAAACUACAAAGUCCAACUGGUAUAGCUACAACUCCAGAUGGAAAGAUUUUAGUAUCCGAUUUAAAAGAGAAAAAAAUAUACAUGCUCAAGUAG
Molecule: messenger RNA, 2178 nt
Organism: Porites lobata
Lineage: Eukaryota; Metazoa; Cnidaria; Anthozoa; Scleractinia; Poritidae
Source: the annotation of a GenBank genome assembly